CCUUCUUUAACGAUCAUAACUGACAUUCCAGAAUCGUUUCAUUUAGUAUAUAUACUCUUCUUGUACUCCACAUGUAACUGAAAUUUCACAAUUUCGAUUCUUUGAGAGAAAAACAGAGCAAACGAAGAAAAAUGAAGCGGCCUUCUUCUCGGCCCGUAUUGAAGCAACUCAAAGGAACUCAUCACGUAGAUGUCAAUUCUAACAAAGGAAAAUCUAUACUCGAAGAUGAAGACGAAUACGAUGAGAUCAUCGAUUUCGAGAGAAUCAGCACACCUGUAAUUUGCAAAACAGUACAAAAUUGGGAAGCGACCAGUCGAGGGGAAGAGUUUUCUUGCGAAAAACAGGGGCUAUGGAGGCGUGAGCAGACAAACAGAGCAACCAGGCUAGAGAAACAGCUAAAAGCAAGAUGGGCAGUGGAUGGACUUAUCGAAGAAGAACUCAAUCGCUUUCGAGCCCAAUACAAAAGAUCUAUAGUUCCAUCAAAGCUCAGAGAUGUAGUUCAACUGAUCACGCCUAAAUGGACUCCAUCGCCAGAGCUAGCCACAUUAACUUGGUUAGGCGAUUGGCGGCCUUCGACAAUCUUGGAUCUUCUUCAAUACUUAGCCCAUUCAUCUGGGCUUUCAAAAUCUCUACCAGAUUCAGUGGCCAUUGAAGUGGCAUUGCCCCAAUUGAUCAACGAGUUACGAAUCGAGGAGGCGGUGAUCGAUGAAGAAAUGGCUGAGAUUCAGUCCAAUUGCAUAUUCUAUCUCCCAUUUGGCCCAAAGAAAGAAGCAAAUAAAGGUAAGCCUGCAAUGGCUUGUGUAGAAUCUGAGUUUAAGAAGAUUCAUAGGGUUAUUACUAAGGCCCAAAAUUUGAGGUUAAAGGCCAUGGAAAUGGCAGUGAAGAAGGUGUUAAGCAGAACAGAUGCAGCAGAGUUUUUGGUUGCUUUUGCUGGAAUUCAAGAUUUGGUUCAUCAAUGGGCUAUGCAAUACAAAUUGCAGAAAGGCCCAGUUUCUAUAAGUACUAAAGCCCUCAAGUCUGGUGGUAGCCCACUUAAGUAGGCCCAUUUGAGAAUUUGCAAUUAUAGAUGCUAUUAUUCUUCUAGUAUUUCAUAUCUUGACACUUGAAUCUUUUUGUAUUCUAAAAAUGAUAUACAAG
Solanum pennellii is the source of this 1137-nucleotide messenger RNA. RefSeq lists its product as uncharacterized. Gene Ontology annotation, biological process: DNA-templated transcription. The record is from RefSeq and is a predicted model, not a curated record. NCBI's taxonomy places the organism in Eukaryota, Viridiplantae, Streptophyta, Magnoliopsida, Solanales, Solanaceae. Gene Ontology annotation, molecular function: sequence-specific DNA binding. The coding region runs from base 132 to 1040 and encodes 302 amino acids. The transcript has 3 exons.